CUGCUGUCAUAUGACUUCCAUUUCCUGGUACAGUCGGUCUCUAGUCAUCUGCUGCUCACUGAGCGUCCUUCUGGACUGUUUUCAUUCUCUUUCCUGCGAUUGAAGACCAAACCAAACGGCGACAAUGUCCAGACACUCUGCAGUUGUUGGACUGUUUCUCUCAUUUGGAAUCGCGAUCCAACUGUCGCAUGGAAUUGAGGUGAAUGUCCUGCAAGAAGAUGGCCAGUUGUGCCUCUAUGCCAACCUGAUGCUCAACUUCUCUGUCACCUACCAAGGUGACGGCGAACAGUUUCAGACUGUGGUUUUCCCACUUCCCGAUUAUGCCUCAUCCGAGGAAAGUAAAUGUGAGGAGACGAGCUCCACCCUGAAGCUGAAGUUUGGUGAUGGACACUAUUGGAGUGUGAACUUUACCUUAAAUGAAGAUAGUUACCAGGCAGACACCAUAACCUUUUCCUACGAUCUGGAGGACGUCCAGUUAUUUCCCAAUUCAGCAUCAGAUGAAAUUGUCACUGUGACCCAGAAGGCUCAAAUUUCAGAGAUUGACUUAAACACCUGCUACUCUUGUAAAAGUCAGGACAUAAUCCAAGCAGAAGGAACCACCAUGACGCUGUGGAACGUCCUCAUCCAGGCCUUCAUCCCUGAUGGCAGGAUGAGUCAGGACAUAACCCUUUGUGCUGCAGAUGCUGUCACAACCACUGCUCCAACUACCACAAGCACAACAACCACCGCUCCAACUACCACAAGCACAACAACCACCGCUCCAACUACCACAAGCACAACAACCACCGCUCCAACUACCACAAGCACAACAACCACCGCUCCAACUACCACAAACACAACAACCACCGCUCCGCCUGUCACAAACACAACAACCACCGCUCCGCCUACCACAAACACAACAACCACCGCUCCGCCUGUCACAAACACAACAACCACCGCUCCGCCUGUCACAAACACAACAACCACCGCUCCACCUACCACAACUAGCCCGACACCGACCCUGCCCCCACCGAGCACUGGGAAGUACAACCUCACAACUCCCAACAAUACAGUGUGCCUGUUGGCGAGCUUUGCUGUGCGGAUCAGUUUCACCCAAGCUGGGAAAAACGAGGAGAUGAAUCUGGAUCCAGCUGUCACCAAAGCCUCUGGACAGUGUGGAGAGAACAGCAGUGAGCUGGAGUUGGUGUCUGAUCAGAUGACGCUGACGCUGGCAUUCACAAAUGACGCAAAGAAAUUCCGUCUGCAAGCUCUGAACGUCACCUUAAAGACCAGCUCAGGAGUGUUUGCUGACGGAAACGCCAACCUGAGUCUGUGGGAGGCGGCCAUCGGCACCUCCUACAUGUGCAACAGAGAACAGAACUUCAACAUCACCAACAUGCUCAGUCUCUACACCUCCAACCUGCAAGUGCAGCCCUUUGAGGUGAAGAAGGAUGCUUUCAGCACAGCACAUGAAUGUUCAUUGGAUGACACCAGCAUCUUAAUCCCAAUCAUUGUUGGCGCUGCUCUGGCUGUCUUGAUUCUCAUUGUAGUGAUCGCUUAUGUGAUUGGUCGAAGAAAGACCUAUGUGGGAUAUCAGACCCUCUGAGUUCACUCUUUAAUUGUCCCUGAAUGUCACAAGGGUUCCCAAGCUUUGGUCUGAAAGUACAUUUGUUUAAUUGGCUGUUUUAUAAACUAAAAAUCAAAUCAAAUGUGGAUUUAGGUGUAAAAUGAAAAUAAAAGAAAAACAGAAGUAGACUUAAAUAUCUGUCAGUAUUUAAGCUACUAUUGGUAAAGUACCAUGAACCACAUUUUAAAAUCAUUUUUGGUAUCCAUUCAGCCACUAAUGUGUAGCUGCUCUUUAUAUGGACCAAACUUGCUUAACCCCUAUGAUUUGUUUGCAUUUCAUUCCCUGUAUGUGGCUUGUUUCCAUUUUUUUUGUUUGUUUUUUGUUAAUGGGCAAGUGCAAGAUCCUGAAAAACCACACAAUCACACUAAUUCUGUUGAUCAGUGUGCAAUAUGUACAGUGUGCAGAUCAGUACCACCUGGAAAUUUAAAACAAAAUGUAAUUAAGCAAAGUUUUCUUGUUCACAAAAAGGUGUAAUUCUCUGUUUUUCUGUCGGAUCCUGUGCUUGUUCAGCAGACAAUUUGACUUUUUGUUUUUGUCGUCUCCACAAUUAUGAAGAUGUAUUUAAAGAUUUCGACAGCACAAAGCAGCUUUCUGUCUUUGUUGUUUGGAAUUCAUGAACAAGGGGUUGAGGAGGUUCCUGUAGAUCAGGAGAAACCCUGGAGUUAGGGUCAGAUUUAAUGUAGAGGAUGAUAUUCAGUCGUGCGUCACUUGAGAGAAAAACGCAGUUGAAGUGUAGCUAAAGUGGCUGAUUUAGGCAAGAAAGCCAAAAGCUUGUUGGUGAUUUCAUCUGUGCAACUCCUGCUGUUGUGCAGAUUUAUAGGUAGAUCUAAAGGAGAGGUAAAGAUUGACCUUCUUUUUUUGUAAAGAAAACCCGUUGGCAUUAGUUUUAGAAAAGGGACAGUACUUUGUAGAUCUUUGCAGCACAGAGACACUGAUCUGAAGAGAUUUACAUGCAAAUGCACUAAGACACUCUUACCUUACUCGCUCUUUUCUCACCUGGUUAAAGACGUGGCCCCCGCCAGGUAGCAGAUAAAAACAAAACAAAAAGAGCGGGAAAACCUGCUGCAGUAUGAGAAACGAUCAAGAUUAAGAUGAUCUGGACACCAUUUCCAUGACAACCCAGUUACAAGGGGUUCAUGUCACUGAUCAGCUGGUGACGGCCAUCCUGAAAUGGGAUGGCGUCUCCUGCUGUGUUCAGCAACAAAAUAAAAGAAAUUCUAGAAGUUUUGUGUCAGGAAAUGAGAUCAGUGAUCAGGGAUGGCGAGCCAAAAAAUGAUUGACACAGUAUGAUCUCCAUAGAAACUGUAGCAGGGUGCUGAGUUUUAAUGGCACCAAUCCAGGUCUUGUUGACAUUAAAUGUUUGCAGUUUUGAAGUUGCUGAUAUAAAAAAAAAACUAAAAAAAAAACAAGCUUUCCCAGGUUGUUAUACAUGUGUUUGUGUAAUUGUUUCUAAUCAAAUACAAGCUUUGAUUUUUCUUUGUAAUUGAGAUUGUGUAUUUCUGCUUUGCAAAUGCUCACCUGCCUUAAUUACUACGAUGGUCCUGCAGCAUGAGUGAUAGUCUUGAAUUUGUAAAAUCUCUCUUAUUUUCCAUCUAAGAGGUUUGUCCUGCUAACGUUGUUGUUUUUUGUGCAUUCAUUAACUUAUUCUUGUGUAUUUGGCUCAUCGUUUUAUUUCCUCCAAAACUUGUGGAGGAAACUGCACAAGGGUUUGACAAAGGGAAGCUGCGCUGCAAGACCAUCCAUGUUCAUGUGUGAUACAGAGACGAAUGAUUUCAUCUGCUUUCUCUCAUGCUGAUAGCUGUAAUAAAUUGGAUAACAAUUUGUCUUUGGAGUGUUUUAAUAUUUUCUUUGAAAAUAAAAAGAUUUAAAAAGAAAAAAA
This is a messenger RNA of Oryzias latipes (Japanese medaka), 3485 nucleotides long. RefSeq names its product lysosomal-associated membrane protein 2 (gene lamp2). Lineage: Eukaryota; Metazoa; Chordata; Actinopteri; Beloniformes; Adrianichthyidae. Gene Ontology annotation, cellular component: late endosome membrane; lysosomal membrane; plasma membrane. Gene Ontology annotation, biological process: establishment of protein localization to organelle. The record is from RefSeq and is a predicted model, not a curated record.